AUGGCGAAGAGUGAUACAUUGCGUACACUUCUGCCUGCAAAAGCUGAACACACCGUUCGGCAUUCAGGAGCAGACUCGGCCAAGGAGAGGAGACGCAACGUUUCCAUCGCGUGUACAGAGUGUCGAAGAAAGAGAACAAAGGUCAGACAACCGAAUCCCUACCCCCGUAUUCGACGGCAGUGCUCCGGAACGACACCAUGCACAAGCUGCAAAAACAAACAACGCCAGUGUCUAUACGAUCCAACGAAGCACCAACGCAAUGCACAUCCUGCACUUUGCAGAGUGGUUACCAAGCUCCGCUCUGGAACCUCCAAGGAGAUCUUACAGUUUGUCCUCCGGAUACGAAGCUUGAAAACAGACGGAGAUGCAGUCAGUCGGCUGUUAGAUGACUCGAUCCCGGAAGAGUUACCGAACGGCCAUGAUCGGAAGGAGUGUAAUUAA
Penicillium daleae is the source of this 441-nucleotide messenger RNA. RefSeq lists its product as uncharacterized. Gene Ontology annotation, biological process: regulation of DNA-templated transcription. The record is from RefSeq and is a predicted model, not a curated record. Bases 1 to 441 code for a protein of 146 amino acids. Gene Ontology annotation, molecular function: zinc ion binding; DNA-binding transcription factor activity, RNA polymerase II-specific. The transcript is spliced from 2 exons. NCBI's taxonomy places the organism in Eukaryota, Fungi, Ascomycota, Eurotiomycetes, Eurotiales, Aspergillaceae.